CGCUUAUUUAAAAAUGAAUUAUUCACUCGCGGGGAACAAGUAUUUCAGUCCACCAGUGUUUUUGCCCCUUCUUUGCGGCGUUGGACUCGGCAUCUGGUCACAAUGAGGCGACGAAGCAGCUUAAUGUUACGGACCGUGCUGACUUUGAUUUUACUGCCGCUAUUUUACAGUCUGUUAGCAGUAUUAGAAACUGUACGACAAAUCAACACAGACCAUACACUCCUUGAAUCACAUGUAAAGAGCCAUUUUAGCGGUCUUCCUAGGCUGUCUGGUCAAAGCUUGACCAACGCCAGACAAAUCUUUCUUGAUCGCACCGUAUCACAAUUCAACAAGCUGUACAAGGACCAAGACAGGCCGGCUGCCGUGGAGUUUUUCGGUUCAAGAUGGAGAACUCCAAAAACAAACAUUAAUAAGUACGAGUUAACUGACGCGAAUGGCAGCAGACGGUACCUUGGAUGCAGACACAUAGAAGACAUUCAAAUUGUGGGGAAAAUUGGACGUGGAUAUACUAAGACGGUCCACAAAGGAUUAUAUAAGGGUACAGAAAUUGCGGUAAAAAGCGUGCAGCUCGACAAUGAGGAUAUCAAACACUGUGCAGUUCAUAAGUCAAACAGAUCAGUCGAUGAAUGUUUUAUUUACGCCAAAUAUAAGCUAGCCAAAGAAAUAAUUAUGCUUCAGCAACUGCAACAUGCAAACAUUAUAAAGGUAAGUGGUUCAUUUUCUAUCGAAAUAAUUACUUUGAGUUCAGUUUUAUCUGUCCUUAAUUAAUUGGAUAAUAUCACCAGACAAUCUUUCCGUUGUUAUUUGCCAUGAUAUAUGGGCUUAGGGAUUAUAGCGCUCGUGAACUCAGCAGCGAACUUUAUGAAUUAUUAAAAUACAAAACUAUGUCUGUAUGUCCUCAUGAGCAGGUUACGAGUGAUGCAUCAGUUCUAGGGAAUAAAGAGAGUGAUGAUUUGGUGAAGCGCGUUUAGACAGCAGCCAGUAAUACCUUUAAAUGGUUCAUUUUACUCUUUGCACCCUUUUAAAACGUUGAAAGGAACCUGAUACUAACCCAUAACCUCACUGAAAAUGAAUGUCUUCUACUGAAAAAAAGAUCAUUGCCAAGUAUAGUUGCGGAUUACGUUUAAGAAAUUCCUCCCAUGUUUUUAUAACUGACCCUCUACAAGCUGAACCGAGCGCUACAUCAGAUCUUACAGCUGACUGACCAUGAGUUGAGAGCAGAACUGAACAUUUCAUUUCCGAAGACUCUCUAAUCGGAUAGUGAUACCGCAAAUAAAAUCAGACCAAAAACAAGACACAAAAUCCAGGUGUUCCUUCUAGAGCAUAGUAGCAGGAAAAACCUCUGUUGCUCCUGUUUCUCUCGGGUAUAUUUUCAGUAUUUUACAAAGGAAAAACACUCUCUUCAUGUUUACGGCAUUUUAAUAUAAACUAUCCACGAAGGACCUGAGGUGUUUUCGAAGCCGCCGCCUGCCUCAAUUAAGCUAGAAAACUAUACCUAAAUUAACGCAUUUCGGGCUAAUCCAUCCGGGGGCCGCAAUCAUUCUAUCCAUUCAAAGUACCUGGUUAAGAUAUCGGUAAAAUCUGAUUGCAACGUUAAGGUCAUUUUGAUCAAAAUAUCACAUUCUCAGUUACUUUGAGGUCGAGUUCCGGCUUUGUUUUGAUUGUGUCGGUAGUUUCUUUCUUGUCUGACCUUUCUUGGAGACUCGUUCAUAACUUGGAAAGACUACCGCACAGUGGCAAGUACAGCAUGGACAGUGUAACGGACGAAAGUUGUCUAUUUUUGAAAUCAUAUACACGCCACACAAUGUUAAAAUAAAAAGGAUUCACAGGAGCAGUUACUCUUUACUCAAACUUCAGCCAAACAACGUAACUCAGUGUACGAGCGGUUGAAACUACUGACUACAAAUGUUUGAAAGUUUGCGUUAGAGUUUAAACUACCGUGUACAAGCUAAAACAUGUGGUAAACAACUUUGCUUUCUCGUUGUUACACAGCUUCUUGGAUUCUGUUGGCAAAAUGAGCAAAACACCGCUGAUUUUGCUACCCGAGGGCUCACCUUGAUGACAGAGAUUGGAACAAAACUUGAUGUAAUUGGACUGGUACAGCUACCUUGGCAGGAAAGGUUUAGGGUAAGGUAAACUACGCAUAUGUCCUGCCACUGCAGCCUUUGUGAGUUCACCGGGGAAGCAGUAGCAUGCAGGUACCCGCUAAAAGCGAAGAGUCCGCCGCCAGCCGAGAGUUGACAAUAUCCAGCUUGAAGCCAAUGUCCGUUUAAAAAAUUUUCAUUCCAAAAAAUAAAAAUUACUCUGAAACCUAUUCCCACUGCAGAUCGAGGAGGGUGUUAUCCACCAAGGCCGAAGGCCGAGGUGGAUAACGACCUCCGAGAUCUGCAGAAUUAUUCAUAUCCUACGAAAGCCGAAUUCAAUAAUUGUUUUAUUAUUCCUUCAAAAUAAUUCCAAGUUUAAAAACAAGCUAAAACAUGCUAACCUCGGUCGAUGUAAGUUCAUAUCAAAAAUGCAUCUUUGUCGGGAAGUUUAUUAGAUUAAGGCCUGCUCAGGUCUGCAAAUAUACUCCAAAUAGCAGAUAUUGUCUGUCGAGUUGUCUUCUUGCUGUUGUUGCCAUGUUUUUAGACAAUAUUUCGCCGUGAAACGAGUAAAAUGUUCCGGGACAGAUCCGCCAUUUUGUUCUAACUGCCAAAACAACUCAGCCUCGUCCCCAGGUUUUCUCGGUCAAUGGUUCAAUAACCUGCAACCAGGCUGCACUUUUGACGUCAUCUUGACGUCAUCGGUUCAAUAUAACAAAAUUCUUUCCAAAUUUGGUCAGCAGGAGCUGGUUAUGGUGAAUUAUGCGUGUGGUUUUAGCCAGCUGGAAACGGGGAAAUAUUUUGAAUGAAUAAAAGUCUGAUGAUCAAUACAAUAUUGUUUUCUUUGUUACAGCUUUGUUUGGGUCUGGCCAGAUUGUUGCAGUAUUUGGCCCAGUCUCCCAUCGGUUCUCUUUUUAUAAGAGACUUCAAGCUGUCGCAGUUUGUACUUGUGGAUGGAGAGAUUAAAUUGACAGAUCUGGAUGAUGUAGACAACGAAGAACCGCGAUGUCUAACGAAUAGAGAUUGUGUUGUCAGAAGAACUAUUGGUGUGAAUAAGACUUUGCAGUGUAAUCAAGGACGAUGCAAAAAUCUGAUUUCUGCCGUGAAUUUAGACAAUAUCGGUCGUUAUUUUUUUAACCACGUUCUUGUGCCGGGUUCUCCAGAGUAUUUAAAAGAAUACUUGAAUGAAAUCAAAUACAACGUCCAGCAACUGACUUGGAACAGUGAAGCUCUAGUUUGGCAUAUGGAAAGAGUGCUUUACCUUUUACGUUCUGGAAAACACCUAGGUAAAUUUUACUUCAAUUUUGGGAGGCUCCUGCGGUAGUAUAAUUUAUUUGUAUAGGUAAUAGCAUGAUUUGUAGUGAUAUUUGGCAUAAAUACCACGAGUGAUAUUUCGAAAUUGUUGUACGUAAUUUCACGAGCCGUUAGGCGAGUGAAAUUUGAGAUAAUUUUGAAAUAUCACGAGUGGUAUUUAUGCCAAAUAUCACGCACAGAUCAUGCUAUUAUUUGUUUAUACUACUACCCACAAAGGUCUUGUAAUUUUCACAUGUAGGUAUUUCAAAUUAAGCUGAAAUACCACUGCUCUAAGCCAAUCAAAUUGCAGAAAUUUCCCAUGUAGUAGUAUAAAUGAAUUUAUGCCGUUAUUGUGGUCCAUACGGGCUAUUUCAAGAUAUAUUAACAUUAAUGAUUAAUGUACAGUUAUAGGAACUUUCCCAGAGCACGCAAGUGCCUUAUCUUUUUCUUGUGACGGCUUACCUUCGUUAAGUCCCAUCUAAAAGCCUGGAGCAGCCUGGUCAGUGGGCUGAGUAAGCAGAAGAUAAGAAAAGGAACUGGGGAAGAGCUUCUUUCUCCGUGUUCGGCCUCAGAUCGCUCCGCGCAACAUCCCGCGGGACUGCUAACAGUCUGUCUUUCUAAUUGAGUAUCCGUCUGCUCACUUGUUUUCUUUUCUUGUUUUAGAAAAUGUCCCACGGUUUAAUCUAUACAAACUGGUUCCUAAGGCGGACUUUCCCAACUUACACGACUACUAUUGUCCAGGGACACGUCUGUUUGAAGCCUGUGAACUGGCGGUGUAUGACGUCAGAGAGGCACAAUACAAGUGUGAUUUGGAAGACUCGUGUAAAGCUUUUGUUAUGACAGAAAAAACACUAUGGACUGGUAAGUGCACCCGACACUUUUAA
Messenger RNA from Porites evermanni, 4258 nucleotides. NCBI's taxonomy places the organism in Eukaryota, Metazoa, Cnidaria, Anthozoa, Scleractinia, Poritidae. The record is from the annotation of a GenBank genome assembly.